AGAGUCUCCUAUUGUGGACUACUCCUGGGCAAUUGGAACUACUAGAGGUGGAACCCAGCUGCAAGGGUUUGUGCCCCUCGGAAUUCAGGAGAGUGCUCGGAACAGCAAUUUGUUCUUACAACACGGUUCCUACGUAUACGUCACUGUGGUGGCCACCAAUGCUGCAGGACUGUCGGCAGUGCUUUACUCCGACCCAGCGCUGGUGGACCUGACUCCACCGGUCAUAGGAACGGUUCUGGACGGGUCUGAGCAGGAUUCAGUCGACCUUGAGUACCAGAACAGUGACGUCAUCUGUGCCCGCUGGCCUGAUGUCGCCGACGACGAGAGCGGCAUCAACUACUGUGAAUGGGCUUUAGGUACAUCCUCACACCUGGCCAACCUGAUGAGGUUCACCACAAGCUACAUCGCGGAAGACGGAAAGUCAGCCUGUAUUGACUCGUCUGGGUUCAUCGCACAUGGAGCCAAGGUCUACGUCAUCGUGCGUUGUCAUAACAACGCCGGACAGUCUGCCACAGCCAGCUCAGACGGAGUGGUCCUGACCUCUGUGCCCCCUAGUAUUGAGCACGCCUAUGUCACGGUUGUGAUCGAGCCCGUGACUCAGUACGCACCCAGGAACCACUACCAGUACUCCCCGGACAAACUGCACAUCGCCUGGGGAGGGUUUGUGGACCCGUCCGGUAUCCAAUACUACGAGUACAUGGUCGAGGGUCCAGACUUCACCUCAGCAUGGCAGGAGGUGUCCUGGACAGGAGAGCACACGGCGACCCUAACUGACCUGCAGCUCGUUCCCGGGGCCACCUACAUCGUCAGUGUCCGGUCUGUGAACUUCCUGGGGAUGCAGAGUGACUCUGUCUCCACGGAGGUCAACAUCGCACUGCAGGGGAGGCCUUCUGCCAACCGUCACCUGCAACUAUCGUGGGAAGAGCAAGGCAAGAUGCUGAUCAACUGGGAGGGUGCCUUCGGCUCCUUGAAUGCUGAUCUGUACUACGAAGUGUCAGUGGGUCUGGUUGAAGGUGGCAGUAAGGCUGGUCUCUGGUAUGAGACAAAGCAGACCAACAUGACUGUGUCCAGUCUGGAUCAGACAAAGGAGUACCACAUCACUGUCAAUGCCAUAGAUAGCGCUGGCAUGUACAUCACUAUAAAGGGCCACGUGUAAGGAUGAGGCGACAAUGCAGUCUUAGUCACUAGUGCAACCUAAGACUUUAGGAAAACAUUAACCAGAGUGUGCUAUGUUUUUCUUAGCAUUGUGCAUCAGUCCUUAUACUCAUUUGUGAUACAUGCAAGGACUUGCCUUCUUAGCUACACAUCGUUUUAACCUUACUCAUUUGCUUGGAGAUUAUGUAUUGUAACAAAAUCGUUGUAAAAUUUAGGUAGCAUGAAAACAAUGCGAUGUUCCAAGCUUCUAAAAUGGAAUUUUUGGCCCAACUUCGUAACGCUAUAAGUGGCGCUCUAGUAUUUUUUAAUUCAAAUUGUCACCAAAUAUAGAUCAUUAAAAUAUCUAUUGAGUUCAUGGGGUCUUG
This is a messenger RNA of Branchiostoma floridae (Florida lancelet), 1520 nucleotides long. RefSeq lists its product as uncharacterized. Gene Ontology annotation, molecular function: protein binding. The record is from RefSeq and is a predicted model, not a curated record. NCBI's taxonomy places the organism in Eukaryota, Metazoa, Chordata, Leptocardii, Amphioxiformes, Branchiostomatidae. Bases 383 to 1156 code for a protein of 257 amino acids. The transcript has 9 exons.